This is a messenger RNA of Carcharodon carcharias (great white shark), 2611 nucleotides long. Its product is annotated as interactor of HORMAD1 protein 1. The record is from RefSeq and is a predicted model, not a curated record. The transcript is spliced from 7 exons. The coding region runs from base 42 to 2000 and encodes 652 amino acids. Gene Ontology annotation, biological process: DNA recombination; homologous chromosome pairing at meiosis; meiotic DNA double-strand break formation. Gene Ontology annotation, cellular component: condensed nuclear chromosome. NCBI's taxonomy places the organism in Eukaryota, Metazoa, Chordata, Chondrichthyes, Lamniformes, Lamnidae.
AUGACUCCUUUCUUUGAAUUGAAAGGCCUUCCACUCCGUUAAUGUGUGUGAUCACCAGGAGAACCUCAUGCAGGAUCACUAAAACUUCUACUCGGAAUAGUGCUCCCAGUGACUAUUCCAGCUUGACUGAUUCUCAGUUUCUUUUUGGAUCACAAUUCUGUCCUGAGAAUUCAGAAACACAGGAUUUCAACUUGCCUUCAAGAACACAGAAGAAUUCCCAGCAGAACUCACAGCAGAUUGAAAGUGAAUCGAAGUUCUAUGAAAAAUAUCAGGCUAAGCCAUACUUAUUUGCUACAGAUGGCAAAGAGACUCGCUCAUUGACUCAGUUUUGUGCUGGGAAACCCAAAGGCUUUCUGGAACAGUUUGAGAUUAGGAGGAGAAAAGCGAAAGACAAAGAAGAAAGUGAGCUCUUUAAUAGCUGGAUUUCUAAGCUCCAGGACAGCGUUGAAGGGAUUAUAAUAUGCUUUAAUAAUCUUGAAAAGAAGGCAGAACUACACAACAGAUCGGUUCUAGAGGGAUUGGAAAAUAUGUCAAAAACAAUGCAGGAGAACAUAACUAAACACUAUGAAUCAAUAGUGAGUGCCUUGGAGGCUAAAAACAGUACUGAGCAAAUUCUGGAAAUGGACAAGAGACUUGUAGCUAAGGAGAUGGAAGUGAGUAAUCUUAGAACUCAACUACAGUUAAUGCAGGAGUGCCUGGAUGGGAUACAACAUUCACAAUGUCAACAACAUCAGAAAAUGUAUGAACAGCUCAGUUGGUUUAAAGAUCACUUUCAGGUUAAAGAAAUCCUGUCUGAACUCCAUAAACUUACUUCUAAAACAAGCCCUAUUAUCCAGGUGCAGAACAAUAUGACACAAACAACUCCUUGUUCAAAUGUCAUUGUCAGUAGGAAGAAGGCUUAUUAUGAAAGCACAAGAGUUUGCAGAACAUCAUUCCAACCUCAACCAGUACUAAUGGACAACUACCAACUUCCUGACACCAAAGCUGUAUGUGCAGAAAGUAGCAGUAAUCAUCUGAAUGUUCACCAGAAAACUUUACCAGAGGCUGCCAGGAUGGGGCAGUGCACUUUCGUUCAUGAACUUAAUGCCAUGUCUUCAUGUAGAGGCAAGGCUGAAGUCACUUCACCAUGUUCUACUGCAACAAAUUCAAACCACAUAAUAUCUGCAUGUCCCAUCAAUCAAGUUGCGCAAAGGGAGGUUUUGCCAAGUAAAACUCUUUCCCAUGCUGAUGUCAAAUUGGCUGAAUACCAGAAUGGCUCAAGGAGCAAAUCACCCUGUACUUCCAAUGCACCUGAACAGCACAGUAUUCAGAAAAUACAUCACAAUGACAAAGAAAACAAAUGGGGUCCUAUAACCUUCAAUCCAAGUGUAAAAUAUAAAUUUGAUCAGAAUAUGUGGCAGGACAUAAAUAAGAAGAGUAACAAUACAAGGAGAGAUUAUAGUGCUGUUGCAGGCAGAAAGAUGGCAACUGGAAGAUGCUGUACUAAAAGAAGAACCACCUACGUUACACACAGUAAGAAAAAGGAAAACAUCAUCAAAGCACCAGAUAAAUCAAAGACCAAGGAUAUCAUCAUGAAACAAACUGCUUUGGAUAAACCGAAGAUUAAGGCAGUCACCCAGAGACAAAUAAAAAUGAGUGAGAAGAAAGCAUUUGGCAAUGCUUCUUGUGAAAAGCGAAGACACCCUCUUGAAGGACUCUCUGUGAGAGAUGGGAGCUGGCAGGGACAUGUAAAAAAGGGAAAUUACCCACAACAGCAGAAUGUAAGGAAAGAGAUUCCGAAAGGAGCUAAUAGAAAUCUUUCACAGCAUCCUCCUAACUCCUUACAAGAGAAUUGUUUGCAGAAUGGUAUGGAAUCUGAACAUAAGUUUCAGUCAUGGUUUAGCCCUUUAAGUCUAACUCAAGAGAGCUCCUAUGAUAAUCUACCAAAUCCUUUAUUUGGAAAGGAAGCACAAAACAAAACGCAGCUUAACCUUUUUGACAGCAGUGAUGAUUCUGAUUAGGAUAUAUAUAGCUUUUACUCCAUCAAAUCUCAAUAUUUUUCAAAAAAAGGAAGAAUGACAAAAAUAUGAAAUAAAUUAAUUUUACUGUGAAAAUUGCAUUAUUUUACAGAUCACAUUUUGUUCACAUUAAUUUAUGCUAAAUAUACCAUAUCCCUACAAUUUAAUGUCUGUCUUAGCUUAUUGCUUUAGAAAUUAAUCCAUUGUAACAAGUAAGAAUUGUUUGCUGUUGAAAAUAGCUGUAAUUGUAACUGUUUUCACAGCAUUGGUGCUUUUAAUUUCUUUGAAGUACUUAUCGUUAAUGAAAUCCUGUGCGUUACAAACUAAUUAUUUUUUCUGAAUUUUGUCCUCUAAUUGGUUUCACUAUUGAUACACUAUCACUUUUUUUGUAUUCACUAUUUUAUUUAUACCUAGCAUUAGUUUGCCAGUGUCUUACUGACCUGGGCUGUUGUGUACCUUCCACUUGACUGGUGGUGCAUUUCUGUUUUGUACUUUGGCCUUUAUAUUGCACAUUGUACUUCUGACAUUUUGCAGUUGUCAAACUACUGCUGGAAACUACUUCCAUUAUAUCCAGUAGUAGUCCAUUAAAGGAAGUAGAAGGCUAAUAUUUCCUA